UCGGCGCCGCUGCGGCAGGGCGCUUCACGCUCGUCCCCGCCAGAGGCCUCUGGGCGAGCCCGGCCUCUUCCCCCGCCGCCAGCCGCGCUCUCUUGUGCCAUGGGAAGGCGGCGGGGCGGCCUUGGCUCGACGACGCCGACGCGAAGCAGAAGCCUCCGGGCGGGGUCGGGGCUUCUAGGCGACAGACUGAGGGGAAGCCGCGGCGAGAGAGCGGCGGGCGGCCGCAGCCAGGCCCAGUCCGGCCCCCUGUCAGCGCUGCGCCAAGCAGGUUGUCUUCCCACUCUCAGGAGUGCGUGAAAGCUACUCAGCACACAGGCAGCAAAGCACCUGGCUCAGAAGAUGACUGAAGUUCAAAUCGACAGCUCCCGACUGCCCCCAGUUCAAGAAGUUUGCCGAGAUUUUGCUGUCCUGGAAGAUGGUGCCUUGGCCUACUGUCUGCAAGAACAAGAGAUUGAGCAACAUUACACCUCCAACAUCCAGAAGAACCAGCUGGUUCAGAAGGACAUCAAGAUCGCCAAGAGGCUGCAGGGCAUGGAGGAGGAAGAGAGGAAGCUCCAUAACUCCAAGCAACAGAAGCAAAUUGAAGAGAGCGACUCUGAAAUUGCCCGUGCCAUCCAGGAGGAUAUUCAGAGGAAAGCUGAGGAGAGUCGCCAGCGGGAGGAGCGAGACCAGGAGCUAGCCAAGCGGUUGCAAGACUUAGAAGAGGAAGCGAUCCGACAGCAGAAGCAGAGGUCGGAGAACUCCAAUGGUGAAAAAGGUGAUGACACCGAACCUCUGCAUUGGGUGAUAGCAAACCUGGAGCUUCAGACUCUGGAGCAGCUCCGACAAGAUGAAGAACUGGCUCAGAAACUGCAAGAAGAGGAGCAAACUUCUAUUAGAGCCAGGAAGAACCGGGAGCGUAACGAUGACUACAGAGCUGCCCAGGUGGCUCAGGAUGAGGAGAUUGCUCGAUAUAUGCAAGAGCAGGAACUGAAAGCCCAGUGGAGAUCCUCCAGCAAGGAUGGAGCAUCUGAGAGUAUCAAGGAGGCACACAGCCUCUCUGAACGUAGAUGGAGCCGAGGGCUAGAGGAGGCUCAGACUGGCUGUGGAGCUGCAUCACCAGCCAGAGUUCAAUCCCUGGAAAGAUCAGAUGUGCCCUCAAGAGGAGGUCAUGCAGACAUGAAGCCCCAGCAUUGCCGGAAUAUCGCUGAAGAUCUGGACCCAACCUUCAAGGCCAAAAGAACGGAGCCAUCUCCUGAUCUGAGCGCAGUCUGCUCCCAAGCUGUGGGCUCAAUACGUCCUGUUCCAGUGGAUGGCCUCUUUGACUAUAUGGACGAGAUUUCAGAACCCACCUUUGUGUCCCCGACCAAGCGGCAGCCUGAAAAGAUGGGCCGUCAGAAAUCCAGGGACAAAAAGGAAGGCUGCAAGCAACAGUGAGCUCCUGAUUAUCCAUCCCCUCUGCCACUGAAGAGUGUAUUUCUCCAUCGGGACUGCAGGAUCUUCCUUGUACCUCGCCAUCAGGGGACAAGUCUGCCACGCUGCAGUGAGUUCCUGCUCAGGGCUUUCUCUGUUCUAGCACUGAAGCAUUUGAUUAGACAUCAGAUGAGGCAGAUGCAAGAGAUUUCCAGUGUAGCCACCAUUUUUGUUUCAGAAGAACUGAAAAUGGAAGCAAUGCAGCUUAAACAAAAUGCAGUAUGGCCCUAGCUCAUCUUUGGGGGUAAUGCAGAAAGCACAAACUGUGGCAGCUCCUCCUCCUCCCCACCAGGAACUGUUUUAACCCUUGCCAUAUAGAACCAGCUAGUCAUUAGGAUGUUUUCACUACAGUGGGAAAUAACGGCUUUGCAGUGCGCUGUUGGGUGACUGGAGGCAGAAGCGGCACCAGAAAUACAGUAGGAUGCUCCUGCAAGCCAGUGGUUCCCAGUCCUAUCCCGGGGAAAACCACUGGCUAAAACAUCUUCUCAACAGAGAGUACAGAUACAGCCUCUCACAAAUGUUCUAUAACAAGGGAAAUGAGGGGGAGCCAAGACGGAGUCGGGGCAACACAAGAGGUCUGGGCUUUUUCUCCUUUCAGGGGACCUUCAAAUAGGAAAUGUGAACGAGAUUUAAAAAAUAGACAGGCAGAAUAUUCUAUUAAGCGCUUUGUGUUUCCACAGUUAUAUUACUUUUAUGCAAACGUGAUUGGCAGGCAGUGAGUAAAUGAACGGCCAAAACGCACGAAACGCUUUCAAGGUAGAUUAGAAGCUGAUCUUCCACAGGCCACCCUAGUAGCAAGCAGAUGUGCCUCUAUUCUUUAUUUUCCCCUUCCUCCAAGUAUUGGUUCAGAUGCUACCAAUCUUGGACUUUAAGAUGUGCAAUUUUGAAUUGGUGCUAAAUGUGUUAAUUUGCACUUUUCUUUUUUAAAGAAAAAGAAUAAUAUGCAUGUGUAUAUCUAUAUAUGUAUAUAUCUAUAUAUAUAAGAAUCCUCUGCACCAUGAGCAGGACCUGGUAGCAGCAGGUGCUGCUUAGCAGUUCCAUUGCAAAGUGUCUGGCUGAAGAAAAAGCUGGUUCCACACAGCUUCCUUUUGAAUCGGUGCAUGUGUUUAACAUGUGUAUAUAAUAUAUACAAACAAAAUGUGGUAUCUCUUUCAUUAAAGAAGUCCUUAUG
This is a messenger RNA of Gekko japonicus, 2623 nucleotides long. RefSeq names its product coiled-coil domain-containing protein 50-like. NCBI's taxonomy places the organism in Eukaryota, Metazoa, Chordata, Lepidosauria, Squamata, Gekkonidae. The coding region runs from base 340 to 1416 and encodes 358 amino acids. The transcript is spliced from 12 exons. The record is from RefSeq and is a predicted model, not a curated record.